UUGUCCCCGGACGCUUUUCAAAGUUGCAGCUCAUCCAAACCGUGUUUUAUGGAGGAAGUGGUGUAGAUCGGGACAAACGCGAGCCGCUAUCGCCCCCUACAGGCCGGAUGACCUGCAGCGCUGCAGAGCAACAGGGGGUCCAAUCGGAUCUCGGGACCUCCCACCAGGGUGUGCUCAGGUUUUCAUUUGCACCAGACAUUCCUUUAGACAUUUGCUUAUAUUUAACUUGGCUCAGUAUCCCUUGAGAGCUCAUAUCAACGUACCUGGGUUUGAAAACCCCCACAAAAAACAAAAAAACAUUCAAGGUUGAAGGAGCAUCACUGAAGGGGUUUCAGUCCAAGUCAUAUCAGAUGGAAAUGGAUGAAGACAGCAUUAGGAAGAGGAAGGAGUCGCAGAACGGCUCCACCGGCCACAGCAUUGACUCUCAUGCUCAAGACAAACAGCUGAUGAAGGCCACUGUGCUUCAAAAAGAUGUCGGUUUGGUGAGUGGCACCUGUCUGAUUGUGGGGACUAUGAUCGGCUCAGGGAUCUUCAUCUCUCCUAAGUCUGUUCUGCUGUACUCCGGAGCUGUGGGACCCUGCCUCCUCAUCUGGGCUGCCUGUGGCGUGUUAGCCACUCUGGGGGCACUGUGCUAUGCCGAGCUUGGCACCAUGAUCACCAAAUCGGGGGGAGACUAUUCAUAUUUAAAUGAGGCUUUUGGACCCCUCGUAGCCUACCUUUACUCCUGGACUACUGUCAUGGUGUUGAAGCCCUCCUCCUUUGCCAUCAUCACACUGAGCUUUGCAGAAUACGCCUCCACUCCUUUCUACCCCGGCUGCACUCCUCCCCUUAUAGUAACCAAGUGUCUGUCAGCAGCAGCUAUAGUGAUAAUCGUCUCAGUCAACUGUUUCAGUGUCAGACUGGCAACGUAUUUGCAGAACUUCUUCACUGCAGCCAAACUUUUCAUUAUUUCCGUCAUAGUGGUAGCUGGCAUUGUUCUGUUGGCUCAAGGAAACACUGUGACUUUGUCAAAUGCAUUUAAUGGCACAUCAUCAUCGUUUGGAGCAUAUGGACUGGCGUUUUAUAAUGGGCUUUGGGCUUAUGAUGGAUGGAAUCAACUGAAUUUCAUCACAGAGGAACUGAAAGACCCCUACAGGAAUUUGCCUCUCGCCAUUCUCAUUGGGAUCCCCCUGGUUUCUGUGUGCUACAUGUUGGUCAACGUUGCUUACUUCACUGCUAUGACCACCACUGAACUGCUGUUGUCUCCAGCCGUUGCUGUGACGUUUGGAGACAGAGUCCUUUACCCUGUGUCAUGGAUCAUUCCUCUCUUUGUUGUCUUCUCCACAUUUGGUUCUGCCAAUGGAAGCUGCUUCACUGCUGGCCGACUGGCCUACGUAUCUGGUAGAGAGGGUCACAUGGUGAAAAUUUUAUCCUAUAUUAGUCUAAAGCGCUACACCCCAUCGCCUGCUCUCAUUUUCAACGGUCUUUUGGCUAUUUUCUACAUCAUCCCAGCAGACAUCAACACUCUCAUUAACUACUUCAGCUUUGCUCAGUGGGCGUUUUACGGUCUGACAUCACUGGCUCUCAUAGUGAUGCGAUUCACCAGGAAGGAGCUCCAUAGACCGGUGAAGGUUCCGAUUGUCCUGCCAUGCCUAAUAGUGCUGGUGUCGUGCUACUUGGUCCUGGCCCCCAUCAUUGAUAAGCCAGAACUGGAAUAUCUCUACUGUGCCAUCUUCAUCUUCGGGGGAUGUCUCCUCUACUACCCUUUCGUCCACCUGAAGGUGAAAUGGGCCCGAAGACUCAUUAGGCCCAUUACUAUGCAUCUGCAGCUACUGAUGGAGGUAGUUCCUGCUGAGAAAACUGAAUGAGGAGGGACAACCAGGUCAACUUCUGUUGCUUGUCGCGAAACAUGUCAGGCCUGCUUUAGAAAACAGUGGACUGGUCCUGUGGCAGCCGGAGCUUAGUCAAAAUGCGGAGCUGACAUUUCUUGAAUGUCAGCUGUGUGACAAAGGUAAAAGUAUUGUGUUCAUGAACUUGUUUACCAGUAUACUUAUGUAUAUAAUUACUGAAAGAGAGCCAGAUUGACCGUAUUCUGAUGAUGUCUGUCUUCAUACAAAGAGGCAAUUAAAAACAAUUUGUGAUUCCAGAAAAUCGCAGCUGAUUCA
Molecule: messenger RNA, 2144 nt
Organism: Scophthalmus maximus (turbot)
Lineage: Eukaryota; Metazoa; Chordata; Actinopteri; Pleuronectiformes; Scophthalmidae
Gene: slc7a9
Product: solute carrier family 7 member 9
Exons: 14
Coding region: 351-1847 (498 amino acids)
Biological process (GO): amino acid transmembrane transport
Cellular component (GO): membrane
Molecular function (GO): L-amino acid transmembrane transporter activity
Source: RefSeq, a predicted model, not a curated record